Molecule: messenger RNA, 3922 nt
Organism: Schistosoma mattheei
Lineage: Eukaryota; Metazoa; Platyhelminthes; Trematoda; Strigeidida; Schistosomatidae
Source: the annotation of a GenBank genome assembly
AUUAUAAUUAUGAUAAAUCUUAUUCAUCAUUCAAUUCAUUUACACUUGAUGUUUACUAUUGUACUUGUUUCAUGUGUAGUAACAGUGAAACUUGAACAAAUUGCUUGUAAUUAAUUAUCAACGUGCUUUUUUGCGGUCACAUGAAUAUCAUUUAUGAAACUGAUCAGUUGUUGUUAAACACAUGAAAACUACAUUCGGAUUUCAUUUGUUUUCUGGAUAGAUAAAUAAACAACUUUUCUAAUUACUUCUUAAAUUGAACUGAUGCAUUUAUGCAACUCGAAUUCAUUACACUUGGAUAUUAUUUGGAUUAAAGCUGAACUACAUACAUUUUUGCAUUCACUUUACUCAUUCACAUCAUCACAAUCAAUAUUGUUGUCGUCUUUGUCAUUGCCAACGUCAUCAUCAUUAUCGUUUUUACCCUCAACCAUAUCUAAAAUAUUUUUCAAGCUAUUUUCCUUACUGAGAUCAUUAGUACGGUUCAACGAUAUUCUCGUGACAUAUUAUUUACGAUUUUACGUGAUAUGCAUUAAAUAUCUACUAGGACAAUGUUUAACCCGAUACAGGACUAUUAUGACAAAUAAGGAUGUCAUUAAUUAUCGGUAUUUCAAAAACAACCAUAGAAUCCAGUUGUCAUCAAAACGACGUACUCACUUUCAUCAACAUCUCUCAUGGUAUAGAGAGAUAAAAACUGUUUCUGAUCAUCUGAAAUCCUCAAAAAAUAUGAAUUAUGAAACAGCUAUUUCUGACACUGCUCAUAAUGAAUGUAUAAAUACUGAUGAAUAUGAUUCCAGUAAACAUUUCCGAUGUUAUUCAUAUCGAACAAUCAGUUCCGAAAGUAGUUUUCAUCGAUUUGAAUUUACCAUGCAAUAUUAUGCUAUAUUUGUGUACAUAUUAUUCACUUUAUUCAAUGUACAAUGUAUCAAUGGUAAACCUACUUCAUUGUCUAAAAAUGGAACUUUUGCCGAAACCACUUCAUCGAUUUACUCUUCCGACUUAUCAUCAACAAUAUCGCCAAAUUUAUCUUUAUCUCCACCCUCACUAGUAAUAUCGUCUAAUCACACAAUGGAAGCAUCAAGUGUGGAUGAUUUAUUGUUACAGUAUUUAGAUUUAUCAACUUUUCAAACAUUAAGUUCUACUCAUUCAAGUCGUAAAGUACCGAUAACAAAUGUGAUUAUGCGUUCACAUAGAUCUAGACGUAGCUUAUCAUUUUAUAUGUCUAAUUUAGAUACUUCACCAUUGCUUUUAACUCCGUUCGCACAAAAUUAUUCAAUGAAAGCAAGAUUUUUAAGCAUCGAUAACAAUGGAACUAUUAAACUGGUUAAAUCCUAUAAAGAUACAUCUGCACUGAUUACGAUUUCGAUAAUUGCUGAGUGGUCAACGCCAAUGAACAAAGACAACUUACUAAAAAAAUUACUACAACCACGUGAUGGAUCGCGAGUAAUCCUGCGUAAAUUUGCCAAAAACAUAUGUAUAUGUAUGCAUCUGAAUGGGACAGUCUAUACAGAGCGUAUAAUUAACCAGACACUAACCGAUAACUGUGAAUGGCACCUCAGAGCAUCAAGGCAUGGAAUAGGCUUUGAACGCCGACUAACUGAAGACGACAUCACCGACGAAUCUCAAAAACACUUCCUUUUUAAUUCAUUUACUAACGCAACAAUCUAUGAUGGAACGUCUCCAACGUUAAAUGUAAUUGAUGAGAAAUCCUAUACAUUAGCUUCCGGUUGGACUCAUCAACUGUGGCAACCUGAAGCGACGUGGCAAGUUUAUGGAUUUCAGCCAAAAGGGUUACUAGCUGUUAUUGAAAAACAAAGAAACUCCUCAAGUUUCCAACGUUUCGUUUCAAUGCAUAAAGAAGGUUCCAAUCAAUCGGACGUAAAUAGCACCUCAACAAUAUCUCCAUCAUCCUCAAGUAAUACUGUGAAAAUAGGUUCACAAGAAAUGUUAGUUUUAGAAGCGCCUGCCUAUCACUUCAACACACUGCAUCACAAAGCAAAACUUAAGCACUGUAGCAUGCUGAAAAAUAAACUUGCAAAACUCGUACAAACGGAAUUGCUUAUGAGUUUACAAAUCCUAGAUAAAUAUAGACAAGCCUUUUGGGAUUUCAAACGUCUUAUUAACAAACAUUCAAUGACUAAUCAUAAGUAUAAUAUUAAUAAGGUAACAUCAAAUACUCUAGCGGAACUGCUAGAUCAGUGGUUGAUGCUUCUGGACUAUAAAUGGCGCCAGACAAUUAGAUUAACCUACAUUACAGAUUCAGUGUCCAAUUACCAAGUGGACAAUUGUUCGUUGAGUUUCAAAUCAUCGUUCGAAAUAAACACUGUUGGUAAUGAUAGUGAUGAUAGAAUACUAGUUAAAUUUUAUGAAACACAACUGAAAACAAAGAUAUAUUAUGAUCUAUUUGAAAUUGUACAGGAUAUAGUCCAGUGGACUGGCGAACAAAAACGGAAUUGGCUACAGAACCCACGGGUUAUGAAAUUAUUUCACUAUUUACAUAUCAAAUGUCCAUCGUCAAAAAAGUUGAGGCAAGCCUCAUUCAUAUUAAGACAAUAUCUACCAAAUUACUCACCAGAAGUAAUUCAUUCCAAGAAUAAUUUUCAUUUUGGUCUCAUGGGUAACUUGGAGCCAGCAACAUUUAAAAAGCUCUUAGCACGUGACAUUAAAUUAGCUAACAAACUAAUUGACCGGGCUGUUUAUAUGAAAUUUGAAGAGUAUUAUUUUUGGCCGAUAUUACGACAUGUAAAUACGAAAGCGAUCGUGGAACACUCGAUUUUCUUUGAAAAUGAUGUGCGCAAUGAAAUCAAACAAAUGCCUUCGAAUAGCAUGUGCUACAGGCUAUUUAUGAGGAACUGGAAAUUUUAUAGAGAAAAUGAUUCACCUAGAUCAUGUUUAAAAUAAUACCACUUCCUAAAUUUACAAUUACAAUUAUGUCAAACUACUACAUAGUAGUAUAAAUCUCUUCACUAAAGUUAUAGAUUUUUAUUUGGUUGUUCACUGUUUUCGCAAGUAUCAUUUUCACAGUAUUUAACCCACUUAAUACAUUUCAAUCAGUUGUUGUUUUUUUUAAUUUAAGAAUGAACUGUGAUGCAUUUAAAACCAUGAUCAUUUUUAUUGUGUUUAAUAUUACUACUAUUACGACCACCAUUAGGACUAUUGAUAUAAUGUUGGACAAGGACGUUUACAACUGAUACUCUAUUAACAUAUACACACUAUCUUCGUAUUCAAUUUCAUUUGUACACAAGUACUAUUUCGUCAGUAAUGUUUGAGUUGAACACUAAUUAAAUGUAAAUAGUCAUUAAGUUUAAUUAUGAAUGACCGUGAUGAACAAGUCAACAUUACAAGAUUAUUCUAAAGUGAAAGAAAAUAACAUAUGUAUGUGCACAUUCUUUUGUAUAUCAAAACACAUGUAUAUAUUAUACAUACAUACAUCUGCAAAUUAUAUAAAUACAUAUUUGUAAUGUUAGUAUUUAAAAUAUUCUCUUUUGCAAUUGUUCAAUGAAUACUUUAUAAUGCUAUAUUCAUAAUGAUAUUAUGAAUCUAAAAAGAAAUAGGAAUAUAAAUCGAAAUGGAUAUCCGAAAUUUCCCACCUGAUUGUUGUGUGUUUUUGUUCUAAUUGCCUUCAUUUUUUACCACAACUACUAUCCUUUGAUUAUGUUUGUAAUACGCAAUUAUACAUAAACACACACGUAUACUAAUACACACGCAGACAGAUACAAACGAAUAAGUACACUUACACUUAUUGUAUACACUUAUGAAUUACCAAUGUUCCUUUUUCUUAUUGUUAAUAAUAAGUGAGAACAAAAACAUUUGAUGGAUAAAAAAUUAUUGGACUUUUUGAUGAACACCAGAUUAUUGAACACUUAUUUAGAACCUUUUUGUCUGAAAAGUUGUUCAUGAUAUACAUUCAUGGCUACCUAAAUUUUAG